Nematostella vectensis (starlet sea anemone) is the source of this 426-nucleotide messenger RNA. Its product is annotated as protein C19orf12 homolog. The record is from RefSeq and is a predicted model, not a curated record. The transcript has a single exon. NCBI's taxonomy places the organism in Eukaryota, Metazoa, Cnidaria, Anthozoa, Actiniaria, Edwardsiidae. Bases 1 to 426 code for a protein of 141 amino acids.
AUGACUUACGUAUCUCCUGAAGAUUUUAUCACCCUUCUUGCCUUGUUGUGCAGUGAAACUCGGUACAAGAUCGUUCAGAGAAAAGGUCGAGUAAAAGGAGGCGUGUUUGCAGGCUUAGGAGCGACGGUCGGUGGCGUCUGUAGUGGACCCGUGGGAGCUGUAAUCGGAGGACUUGUCGGAGGGACUGUUGGAACGUGGACUGCGAAACAAACCGAGAUCAGCCUGGAGCAGUUUCUGAUUGAUAUGAAUAAGGAACAGAGGGAGGACUUGUUCAGAUACAUGCGGUAUCUUGCUGAUGACAGUAAAGCAAAAAGUUUUGUGGGCUUGAACGCGGAAGUAGCGACAAACUGGAUGUUGAAGAGGAGAUAUAUGGACGUGUUUUUGUGCUACCUUAAGAACGAAUUGAAACUUACUGUCGUAGAAUAA